This is a messenger RNA of Paramecium tetraurelia, 926 nucleotides long. RefSeq lists its product as uncharacterized. The transcript has 7 exons. The record is from RefSeq and is a predicted model, not a curated record. Lineage: Eukaryota; Ciliophora; Oligohymenophorea; Peniculida; Parameciidae.
AUGAACCUCGACGAUGUCUAUAAUUGGAUCCUUGGCCAUAGUCAAAACUAUCCAGGGAAACACCAGGAAUCCCAGCCAAGAACUAUUGCAUCUUAUAAGCCACUUGAAGCAAAAGCUCAAUUUCAUAUAGUCAUCAAGGCUACUGCAGAAUACAUUAAAGAGAAAAUGCUUAACGGAAAUGGUGUCAAUAUGAAGGAGUUAGGAGCAUUUACAAUGGAAGUUAAUUCGGAUUAUGUUAAGCCACUCCAACAUUCAGGAUUUAACAUGACUCAAGAUCUGGGAAUUCAAAGGGCAGAGAGAAAACAUGUUCAUCAGAUAAGACCAUGUUUUGUUCCUGACAAUUCUUUUAAAUAUUUCUUGGCUCGUUAUCCAGGAAAGGAGGAAAUAACAAAGCCUUUGAGUCAACAUUCCAUAUAUCAAAAGGGCUUUGGAAUGAACUUCUGUAAUGCUGGACCCAUUGCUGCAUCUUGUUAUUUAGGUAAGGAUGUUGUACAAUCCAUACACAACUCAUUGAUCAAGGCCAUUCAUGAUCUUACUAGAUUGGGACACAACUUAAAUAUAGAUUUUGGAUUCAUCAAAAUCAGUGUUAUCAAUAGAGACCUAAAAUAUAAAUACGAAUAGUCAUUUAUUAAUCGAUUAAAUUAGACUGAUUAUGAACUCAAAAUGCGUUAAUCUGAUUUAGCUACAUCUUAACAUUGGACAACCACUUACUAAGAGAAAUGGUCUAAGAGCACUUUAAAUAAUUUAUUGACACGUCCAAAUCCAGGUUAAGUACAAGAUAAUUAUGAAAAAUCCAUGGCAUUGAAAAUCAUGUCACUUGAUCUCAACACAGCUGAAAAAACAGAUUAUAGCAAAAAGUAGAAAGUGCAAUUACCAGCAUUAAAUAAAUGAGUUUGUUUUAAAAACAAUACCAAAUAUUAAUAAUU